Molecule: messenger RNA, 1110 nt
Organism: Protobothrops mucrosquamatus (brown spotted pit viper)
Lineage: Eukaryota; Metazoa; Chordata; Lepidosauria; Squamata; Viperidae
Product: transient receptor potential cation channel subfamily V member 1
Exons: 7
Biological process (GO): calcium ion import across plasma membrane
Cellular component (GO): membrane
Molecular function (GO): protein binding; calcium channel activity
Source: RefSeq, a predicted model, not a curated record
AUGCAGGGAAAGUGGGCUUCCAGUUACCGCCGACAAUCAGCAGAGUCGCUUCAGCUACUGUCCACAGCAUCCAUUGGGGUAUGUGCUGGGAAAGCUUUCAAGCUAUACGACCGGAGGAGUCUCUUUGAUGCUGUAGCGCAAGGAGACCCGAGCCAAUUGGAUGAUUUGCUGAUCUUCCUGCUGGAAUCGCUAAAAAUCUUAACCGAUGCGGAGUUUAAAGAGCCCGACACUGGCAAGACCUGCCUGCUGAAGGCCAUGCUCAACCUCCACAACGGCCGCAACGACACCAUCCCUGUCUUGCUGGAGAUUGCGGAGAAGACGGAGAACCUGAAGGAGUUUGUGAACACCGGAUACACAGACAGCUAUUACCGGGGAGAGCUGCCCCUGUCUCUAGCCGCCUGCACCAACCAGCUGAACAUCGUCAAGUACCUGCUGGAGAACCCCUACCAGCCGGCCAACAUCGCCGAGCAGGACUCCAUGGGCAACACCGUCCUUCACGCCCUGGUGGAGAUCGCCGACAACACGGCCGACAACACCAAAUUUGUCACCCGCAUGUACAACGACAUGCUCAUCCUGGGGGCCAGGAUCAACCCCACCCUGCGGCUGGAGGAAGUCGCCAACCGCAGAGGGCUGACCCCGCUCACCCUGGCAGCCAAGAUGGGGAAGAUACAGGUCUUCGCCUACAUUCUCCGGCGGGAGAUGAAGGAACCGGAAUGCCGUCACCUCUCUCGCAAAUUCACCGAGUGGGCCUAUGGACCCGUCCACUCCUCGCUUUACGACCUCUCCAGCAUCGACACCUGCGAGAAGAACUCCGUCUUGGAGAUCAUCGCUUACAGCAGCGAAACCCCGAACCGCCACGAGAUGCUCCUGGUUGAACCCCUCAACCAACUCCUGCAGGAUAAAUGGGACAGAUUUGUGAAGCACCUCUUCUACUUCAACUUCUUCACCUACACGGUGCAUAUCCUGAUCCUCACCGUCGCUGCCUACUACAGACCCACCAAGAAGGAAGGAACGCCUCCAUUUACCUUUCGCCACACGAGCGGCGAGUAUUUCCGGGUCACCGGGGAGAUCCUCAGCGUGUUGGGAGGCGCCUACUUCUUCUUCAGAGGG